AUGGUGGGAUUUAAGACUCUUUCAUCCACUGCACCGCUGGCGUUCUCAGAGUUUUCUCAUCUAUUACUCGAGGCCCUUCUGGCGGCGGCCCUCGCAGUUGCAUUGGCCCUGCAUUUCAUCCGUAGGCGCAACACUUCAAAAAUAGUUGAGCCGGAAUUGCCACCGCUGGAGGAGCAACAGCGCCGAAUUGCCGCGUUCCGGUCGCAGAUGUUUAGAGCCGACGCGAAACCAAACGCCAACACACAACUGCCCAACCGCACCGGAAUGUCAGAGGUGGAGGCACGUAAUAGCUGCUACAUCACGCUGCGGGACGAAUCGGAUUCAAGCAGCAGAGAGUACCUUGACCUCGUGACGGAGGAUUUUCACUCCUUUUCAACGCAUCCCACGGUGGUGGAUGUGGCCAAGAAGAUUGUGGUGGCGUACGGCGUUGGCAGCUGUGGCCCCCGUGGGUUUUAUGGUACGAUUAAGCCCCACAUGGUGCUGGAGGAAGACAUUGCCAAGUUUCUUGGUGUUGAAGAUUCCCUCAUCUUUAGUUUCUCCUUUGCUACGAUUUCAACGCUUAUUCCAUGUCACGCAUCGAGGGGGGACUAUCUAAUCGUUGAUGAUGGUGUUAGUCUUCCCGUACACGAAGGCUGCACGUUGUCCCGUGCGAACCUGCUCAAGUACCGACACAAUGACAUGGCGCAUCUUGAGGAGAUUCUGCGAGAGGUGCAGAUAAAAGAAAUGAAGGAGAAAAAGCUCUCAAGAAGGUUUGUGGUGACCGAGGGCGUCUUCAAGAACCUGGGCGAUGUGUGCAAACUCCCACAGGUUUUGGAGCUCUGUGAGAAGUACAAAUUUCGUAUUAUUCUCGAUGACAGUUGUGGUUUCGGUUGCAUGGGCCCCACGGGGCGCGGUACGCAUGAACACUAUGGUAUUCCCACCACGCGGAUUGAUUUAUAUGUUGGAAGCUUAAGUCAGGCCAUGGGUGGAGUCGGCGGUUUCUGUGCUGGAGAGCACGCUAUUAUCGAAUACCAGCGACUUACAGCUGCCGCUUACGUCUUUUCUGCUUCUCUUGCCCCUUACAUUACAGCCGGUGUUUCGGCCGUGUUGAAACUUCUGGAUGAGGACCAUUCAUUCCCCGAAAAACUUCAAAGAAAUGCUGGUCUCUUUCGUGGUGCCAUCCGGAGCGCUGGAAUGAAUCCCGAAAAGAUUACUUUGGUGGAGUGCGCUGGUGAUGUGUCCCCAAUUGUGAUCCUGCGCCCAACCGACGCUUAUGUGAAGUGCCACCAUCAAAAGGUAGAGGAGGAGUUACAGCAGGUCGUGGAAGCGGCAAGGCGAAAAGGUGUUCUUCUUACUCGCCAUCUCUUCUCUAAGGAGGAGGCAUGCAGCAACUUUUCGGCGCUGCGCAUUCUUGUAAAGGGAACAGCCACAGAGGAUGAGUUGCUGCGGGCCGCUAAAGUUAUCACUGAAGCGGUGAAGAGUGUUUUUGUUUGA
Molecule: messenger RNA, 1473 nt
Organism: Trypanosoma brucei brucei TREU927
Lineage: Eukaryota; Euglenozoa; Kinetoplastea; Trypanosomatida; Trypanosomatidae
Product: serine-palmitoyl-CoA transferase, putative
Exons: 1
Coding region: 1-1473 (490 amino acids)
Biological process (GO): ceramide biosynthetic process; sphingosine biosynthetic process
Cellular component (GO): endoplasmic reticulum
Molecular function (GO): pyridoxal phosphate binding; serine C-palmitoyltransferase activity
Source: RefSeq, a predicted model, not a curated record